AUGAGCCAGGCGUCGUCAUCAUCCUUCCCAGUCCAAGUGACAUGGAUUAGCAACUCCCGUGUUGGAUCUUGCAAUGCUUACUCAGGCCGUUCUCAAACUCCGACCAUCCGAGGCUUGAACACAAAUUCUGGGAUGGCUUGCUACGUUACCAAACAAAUCCCUGCUAUCGCGUCCUCUAUGUUCGAUAUGCUCAUGCUGUCCCAAAUGCUCUCAUGA
This is a messenger RNA of Fomitiporia mediterranea MF3/22, 216 nucleotides long. RefSeq lists its product as uncharacterized. NCBI's taxonomy places the organism in Eukaryota, Fungi, Basidiomycota, Agaricomycetes, Hymenochaetales, Hymenochaetaceae. The coding region runs from base 1 to 216 and encodes 71 amino acids. The record is from RefSeq and is a predicted model, not a curated record. The transcript has 2 exons.